GGCUUCAUCUCUUUGGGCUAAACUGAAAGUCUGCACGGGGGGGCCAAUCGAAGGGCCCCGAGGUGGUCAGCAUAGGCCCCUCGGCGACUUCCCAGGUCGCAAUCUCCAGGAAAACCACCGCAGGCUCAGCGGAGCUAGCCGCCGAGCUGCGCUCCCCGGGACCUUCCGGCGGUUGCGCCCUUUAAUCCCGGAAGUGGGCAGGAGAGGAAGCGGCUGGUGAUGCUGGAACAAACAUGGCCGCUCUGGCGCCCGUCGGGUCCUCCGCCUCCCGCUGUCCUAGGCUGGCCGCGGGCCUCCGGCUGCUCCCGAUGCUGGCUUUGCUGCAGUUGCUGGCCGAGCCUGGCCUGGGCCGCGUCCAUCACCUGGCACUCAAGGAUGAUGUGAGGCAUAAAGUUCAUCUGAACACCUUUGGCUUCUUCAAGGAUGGGUACAUGGUGGUGAAUGUCAGUAGCCUCUCAUUGAAUGAGCCUGAAGACAAGGAUGUGACUAUUGGAUUUAGCCUAGACCGUACAAAGAAUGAUGGCUUUUCUUCUUACCUGGAUGAAGAUGUGAAUUACUGUAUUUUAAAGAAACAGUCUGUCUCUGUUACCCUUCUAAUCCUAGACAUCUCCAGAAGUGAGGUAAGAAUAAAGUCUCCACCAGAAGCUGGUACCCAGUUACCAAAGAUCGUCUUCAGCAGGGAUGAGAAAGUCCUUGGUCAGAGCCAGGAGCCUAAUGUUAACCCUGUUUCAGCAGGCAACCAGACUCAGAAGACACAAGAUGGUGGAAAGUCUAAAAGAAGUACAGUGGAUUCAAAGGCCAUGGGAGAGAAAUCCUUUUCUGUUCAUAAUAAUGGUGGGGCAGUGUCGUUUCAGUUUUUCUUUAACAUCAGCACUGAUGACCAAGAAGGCCUUUACAGUCUUUAUUUUCACAAAUGCCUUGGAAAAGAAUUGCCAAGUGACAAGUUUUCAUUCAGCCUUGAUAUUGAGAUCACAGAGAAGAAUCCUGACAGCUACCUCUCAGCAGGAGAAAUUCCUCUCCCCAAAUUAUACAUCUCAAUGGCCUUUUUCUUCUUUCUUUCUGGGACCAUCUGGAUUCAUAUCCUUCGAAAACGACGGAAUGAUGUAUUUAAAAUCCACUGGCUGAUGGCGGCCCUUCCUUUCACCAAGUCUCUUUCCUUGGUGUUCCAUGCAAUUGACUACCACUACAUCUCCUCCCAGGGCUUCCCUAUCGAAGGCUGGGCUGUUGUGUACUACAUAACUCACCUUUUGAAAGGGGCGCUACUCUUCAUCACCAUUGCACUCAUUGGCACUGGCUGGGCUUUCAUUAAGCACAUCCUUUCUGAUAAAGACAAAAAGAUCUUCAUGAUUGUCAUCCCACUCCAGGUCCUGGCAAAUGUAGCCUACAUCAUCAUAGAGUCCACCGAGGAGGGCACGACUGAAUAUGGCUUGUGGAAGGACUCUCUCUUUCUGGUCGACCUGUUGUGUUGUGGUGCCAUCCUCUUCCCAGUGGUGUGGUCAAUCAGACAUUUACAAGAAGCAUCAGCAACAGAUGGAAAAGCUGCUAUUAACUUAGCAAAGCUGAAACUUUUCAGACAUUAUUACGUCUUGAUUGUGUGUUACAUAUACUUCACUAGGAUCAUUGCAUUUCUCCUCAAACUCGCUGUUCCAUUCCAGUGGAAGUGGCUCUACCAGCUCCUGGAUGAAACGGCCACACUGGUCUUCUUUGUUCUAACGGGGUAUAAAUUCCGUCCAGCUUCGGAUAACCCCUACCUACAACUCUCUCAGGAAGAAGAUGACUUGGAAAUGGAGUCUGUUGUGACAACAUCUGGGGUGAUGGAAAGUAUGAAGAAAGUCAAGAAGGUGACCAACGGCUCCGUGGAGCCCCAGGGCGAGUGGGAAGGCGCUGUGUGACAGAGCCGACCCUGAGGAUGGCACUGUCCAAGGAAACUGUUAACUUAUUCAUAGUCCUAUUGGAGAGCAGGAGCAGCUCCUCCAGUGAACUCUUGGCACCUCCGACAGUGACACCAGGGCACAUGGCUGGAGCACAGUGCCACGGAAACCUGACUUUACUCUCUUUUAUGGAAACGAUCUGUGGCUGGUUCAAGGCAGCUGGAUCCUCCUUCAGGCGGAAUGGGAGGGCGGGCACAGAGAGGAGGAGAGGAAGAGGAAAGGAAGAAUUCAUUUUUUAUUUAGGUUUAUUUUUUUCUUCUUCAUUUGGGAGCUCUAAGGGGUAUGCAGUUGUGACCCCACGUGUGGGGCAGCGUAGCAAGGACAGCUGGUGGAGGGGGAAGGAGGGUGCGAGGUACCUGUCUGAGGCUUUAGGAAAUGUCUACUGAGAACCCUGGACUAAUGAAGAGGGGCGGGGAGAGUGCCGUUGCCUGUUCAGGAGGCAAAAAUGAAUGAAAACAGGUGACUUUGGAAAGCAAAGUCAAAACCCAGUUGAGGAUGUAGCAUCUGCCCCAGGAUUCCUGCCCUCAGCAUUGCCCCAGACCCUUAUUCCGGAUGCUUAGAGUGACCAGGACAGCAGCUCCUGCGGCCCAGUGGUCGUCUUUCCAACAGGAAGAGAAGGCUGUGAUGUCACUGUCAGGGUCAUGCCCUGUGGCACAGCCCAGGUGGUGGGAGGUGGUUUUCUGAUUGAGAUGUUGUCUGAUGGAUGGAAAGAAAUGUAUUUUUAAGUUCAAAAAGCAUUAGCCUAUGGCGUUCCCUGGACAUCCACUCCCUGACAGCCCAGAGAGCACCGUCUUGGCUUCCCUUCAUGUUCGUGGCUUUGUGGUGUGUGAUCAGAAUUUUGGGGGAAAUGGAAAGGAGUUUUCUUUAAGGAGCACCUGCGGGCAGAAUAGGUAGUAUUUAAGCAAAUACUUAAGUCCAAGCAAAUCAUCCCCAUUAAAAAGCUUUUCCUGUAGGCUAGUAGGAUUUCUAAAUAGAUGAAUUCAACAGACUUGGUCCCCAUAGUCCAAGAGUAUGUAUGUGAAGAAAGUGAGCACGAUUCAACAGUUUCACUCUCAGGGAUUUUAGGAUGGCGAAAUCUUUCACAGAAACUCAGUGAUUAAGUUCCCUUCCACACUUGCAGAACUUGGCAGUGAACACAGGUAGCCACCUAAAGUGAGCAGUAUUGCAACUCAGAAAAUCAUCUGAAUAGUGGGACAAGCUCAGAAGGUCCAUUGUGACUGAGGGCUUAAAAGGAGACCAAAACAUGGCUCCGUCAGGGAAGCUGCUUAAUGCUUGGGGGGCCAGCUAGGUAGGGUUGCUUCCAAAAGCUGGAGCUCACCCCUGCCUGGGGCUUGUCAGAGAGCCACCCCUGCAGGGGAACAGGGACCUCCCAGGCGUGAUAGUCGUGGUCUCUGGGGGUUGUUUUCUCACCUCUGGCUUAGAAGGGUCAGGCAGAAACCACAGGAUGUGGGAUAACACUCACUAGCCCAGGUUUGGGAACCCGAAAAAGUCUCCAUUCAGAACAUGGUUGUUUUCCCUGUCCCGUGCCAUUUUAUUUUCCUAAAUGACUAAUGAGGAAGCGGGUGUUCUUUUUCUGCACUUUGAUUCGCCAUCUGGGUUCUGUAGGGUGCUCUGAAAGUGCGACCUGCUCAUGUGGAGGAAGAGCAAGCGCCUUCCCAGGCCACAGCUGCUCACCUCUCGGCAGAUAUUUUAGGCGAGCAUCCGUGUGUCUUCCCACCCUCAGGAGAAGGGUGAAUGCGCCCUAAGAAUUCACUCCUGGACCUUUUUAGAAUUCACUCGGGACUGUGUGACAGAAGGGAGUUGGGAGGAGGAUGGGAAUAUUUUUAACACUUUGUUUUCCUGUGCAGAAACACAAUACCAGUUUUUGCAGAAAUGUGUUUCAAUCUGUGACUACCAAAGCCCUCCUUAGUCCUUCCCUCAGAGGGACACAUUUGCUGUUUCUCCCGCAAGCAGAUGUUGUGGAUGAGGCGACAGACUCCUUGGCAAGAACGAAAGGUGUGAUGAAACCUCCCUGCUCGGAAGGGUCUCCGUGGAGGUGUCCUCAUUUCACAUGCUGGGUUUUGCAAGCAAGGAAGCCAGGGAGUGAAGGAGCUAGAGAGAGGCAGGCAUGCGUGUGGACAGUCGCUGGGGCCGCAGCUGUCAGACUGGCACAGGAACGCCAGUGUUGCGUGUUCAGAUUCCACGCGUAUGUCUGGGCUCACUCACAGCAUGGCCAAGUGUCUGUAGUGCUGGUCCUGACCCUUCCAGAGCAGCAGUGGACAGAUGAGAUAAGACUGUUUCAGAAGCAAAGAUGGCCACAGCCUUCCUAACAAGGAGGUCAUCUGGCCAUGUCUGUAUUGUAACUGGUAAAAGGCUUCAAGUCAGACUGAUGAUCAAGAAAAGUCAAAACCCCAGCCCAAGAUUGAGAAAGCAGGUGGUGGUUCCAAGCUUUUAAGAAAUUAUUGAAGCUCUCCAUCCUGUUCUGUGAGUGCGUCUUCUCUUUCUCCUUCACGUCAUAGCUAUAACCCACCGUUCAUCUCUGCUCUUGCGUAAAGAUGACCGAUGGCGUCCAAAGCCAAGUGGCUUCACCAGCUGACAAGCCACCCUCCUGCAGCCUGAGUUUCACACUCCACUGCGUGCGUUGUCAUGUGGGGUUUGAAUGGUUAAGCCCUCGCAGUAUUUCAGGGAUCGGGCAGAAAAUAUCGGAUGCACAUAGCAGAGCCAUUGGUGGUAUUUACAGCUUCGCUUUGUACUCCUCACUGUUUCUGCCUGUGCAAAAUAUCCAUGUUUCCUUUGAGAAAUCUGUUGUGGACUGAAAGUGCUGCUGGCUGUGAAAUUUAAUAAAAUGUGUAUGUUUUGCUAGAAAGUUAUUUCUUGGACAAUAGGAAUAGUCAUUGAUCUCUAAAUCCUGGCUCCUAACAGUGGCUGAGGACUUAGCAGCCUAUUUCUUGGCCCCUCAGUACUUUAAAGUGUAAGUAGCACUGCAUUUGAUGAUGUUGAAUAUGACUCUGGUGAAUCGUAGGAGGCACUUGUGAGGAGAUGCUUGCUUCAGUGUAAAAGAUGCUCAUGGCCUGAGUCAGUUGAGUUUUCUUUAAAGAAACCACUUUAGAGUGAAAUACCCAGGGUUUCCCCGCCCCUGACAUGUCCAGCCCGCCAAGGCAGCACACGGCCCCGUAAGUCCACUUCGUGUGGGUGAGAUUUCCUCCUGCAUGAUGACCUCAUCACCGUCUCUGCUGUCUCUUGUCCCACAGUCUCCCUCCCUCUUCCCUCCUCCUCUGCCCUCGCCCUUCCCCCUCCCCCUUGCCAUCCUCCUCCCCCUCCUCCUCCCUCCUCCACUUCCUCCUUCUCUUCCAUCCCUCCUCCUCCCUCUUCUUCCCUUCUCUGCCCUCUUUCUCCCCGUGCCUAUUGAUCCCACAUAGGCUCAUUCUGGGCACGGGCUAAAGGCUUUGGUGCAUUGCAGCAUUUUCUCCCAGCAGCUGUGUGAAAGAUGCAUUUUCUAAGCGAAGGAGAAUUUUCUCAAGAGCGUGCAUACUCGUGCCAUAUAUUACUGCUUUGGGUCAUAUAGGAUGGUCUUCCUCCACACUAAAAUGGGUGUCUUGUUUUGGUACUUACAACAGUCUACUCCAGGCGCCCAGUCCUUACAGACCAAGGAAGAGCAUAGCGAUGCCUGUUGGAACUGCAGAUGCAUUCUGGCCUCCUCCCCCGUCCUGAAGCAUUUUCUUCGAGGAAGGCUCUUAGAACAUUAGGUAGUCUGCUGAGGUUGUUGGCCCAGCUCCAUACACCCAGUAGAACAGCGGAACAACUCAUGCUUCAUGCUGCCAAGCUGCUGUACUUCAAAGGAAACAGGUCCUAGCCCUUUCCUGCACCCCUGCUUCCACACUCCACGCUUCACCCCUCUGCUUUUCUCUGACCCGCCCGUGGCCUUGUAAGACUCACCGUAAGCUAAGUCCAGGGUGCCUGUGGCCUGCGGCUUGAUUCUUCCCUUCAGGAUUCAGCAAGUUAAUGACUUCCCCGCUACAGAAGUUAGACUUUGACUUGAUACCUCUUGGUAUAUCAAAAAGGUAUUCAUCCAGAACGUACCAAAUGUUCUGAGAGACCCGCUCUUCACUCCAGUUUUCCCUAGGGUGUUUCUGGCAGGGCGUCUUUAAAAGGCAUCUACCUGAGCGGACGCUAAUACUUGUCACCACCUGGAAGGUAGUUAUUGGUCGGCAGGCUGAACAUACUCCAGAUUCCCCAGAGGCCACUUCUGUAGCCCAGCGAUGCAUCUGAGCCUCUCUGCGUGGUUUAUGCUUGAAAAAUAGAUAAUGCUUUUAGAUGACUCACUGCCAGGCCAUGGGCCCCGCACAUCUCAGGCCCUGUGUGAGGGAGCACACUGAGAUGGUGCAGGAGUGAGUGGGCGUGGCUUGGCCUCGCUGCCUCAGGGACCUGUUGGAGUUCCGGCAGCAGGGCGUCUGCAGGUGGGACGGCGUUCUGGGCAGAGUCAGCACGGUCAGAAUGAAACAGAACAGCGAACUCAUCCAGAGGGCAGCUUAUUUUGAGGCAGGGUUUUGGAUUUUGGAGGGGGCAGCCAGAUGAGGCAGUAAGCCUCCAGAAGGUCAGCCUUUGGAGCACAUAAGAUUAACUGUUAACAGGGUCCAGAAGUUGUGUCCACACGGGGGCUUUGACUCUUCAAACAGCUUUUGCAGAUCGUAAAUUGCAUUUGCCUAGUCAUGUGACCUCAAAAGAAGUCAGACAUAUUUAAUCCAGAAAUAGUUUCGUUUGAGGGAGGGCUUGCAGGUCUGUAAAUAGCAUUUGCUUUCCUGGUUAGAGAUUGGGAUGCAGAAGGAGUUUUCAGUAUUUUUUUUUUUUUAAACACUAAUCAUUGAAGAGUAUUUAUGUAAACAUAUAAUGUAUAAUGGGUGGGGGAUCCAAUCAGGGUGAUGUACGGGGUGAAUUCUCUUGCCGUGUUGCAAAAUGUGUAAAAUAAAGAUUAUCUGGCAGAA
Messenger RNA from Chlorocebus sabaeus (green monkey), 6892 nucleotides. It is a transcript of the gene GPR107, whose product is annotated as G protein-coupled receptor 107. Gene Ontology annotation, biological process: clathrin-dependent endocytosis. The record is from RefSeq and is a predicted model, not a curated record. Gene Ontology annotation, molecular function: clathrin heavy chain binding. Lineage: Eukaryota; Metazoa; Chordata; Mammalia; Primates; Cercopithecidae. Gene Ontology annotation, cellular component: clathrin-coated vesicle; membrane; Golgi apparatus.